GUUCCAACCCCGGUCAAAUGACACUGUUAUUUUAUGAGAGCCCUUGCUGUCUCCUACAUUCAAAACAAAUGACAGCAUUGAGCACAAAAAUCAAAGAAAAUUGACACUGCUGGUACAGCGAAUCUCGAUGUGUGAUUUGUGGAUUAUUUCUGAUUUAAACUCGAUAUUAUGAUCAUCUGGAGACCGGGGGCUGUUGGCUUUCAAACACACAGGCGAUCGUGCAGCUGUUAAAUCGCUGGUAAUAUAUUUUCCACAGUAUAAUAAUUGAUUUUCUUUUAUAAACAAAUGUGUCAUUAUCAGCGCACAGACCCUUUCGCGUUAUUGAGUAUGUUAACCGCAUGACAGCGGGUUAUUUGAAAUCGUCGCCGACGUAUAAAAUAAUAAUAAUAAUAAUAAAAAGCAAAUAGCUCACUGAAGUUGCAGCAAUGGCUUCGGCGCUGAGUUGCUUCAGUGGUCCCGAGGUGUUGGAGGACGUGAAUCACGCUCGGGGUUUGAUGAAAGAGUUGAAAUUACUGUACGACUGUCGGAUGCUCGGGGACGUUACUAUCGGAGUUGAAUGUGAAGAGGAGUCACUGGAGCAAAGCGGCGAGUCAGCCAGAGGUGACAUUGAGCAACUUUUCCUGUGUAGCCGCAACGUCCUCGCCGCUGCCAGCCCUUACUUCAAAAGCAUGUUCACCGGCGGGUUGAAUGAGAGCAUGCAGGAGAGAGUGGUCAUCCGCGGGGUGGACGCCGAGUCUAUGUCUGUUAUCAUCGACUAUUGUUACACAGGCAGGGUGACCAUCACGGAGAGCAACGUGCAGAGGCUGUACGCAGCGGCCAAUAUGCUUCAGCUUGAGUACAUCAGGAAAGCCUGCUCCAGCUUCAUGACAAGGAGGCUGGACCUCUCCAACUGUGUGGGGAUACUGAAAUUUGCAGACACCUAUGACAAUCCUGAACUGAAGGAGAAUGCACAAGCUUUCAUAGCCAGGAACUUUAGCCAGGUGUGUAAUGGAGGGGAGCUUUGCGAGCUGGAUUUGAUGCAGUUAAAGGAGUUGUUGUCUCUGAACACUUUGGAUGUGGACUGCGAAAGGAAGGUAUGCUCAGCUGCUCUGCAGUGGGUAGAGGCUAAUGCACCGCAGACAAGAGAGGAUGCACUACAGGCGCUGAUGUGUGUGCGCUGGAACUUGUUUACAGAGAAAGACAAGUGUUAUCUGGAGGGACUCAUGGCAAGGCCUUUAUUUGAGAAAUACCUUGCAUCUUUCUUUAACAGGUCUGCAGAGGACAGCUGUGGAAUGUCUGCAACUCUGGACGUACCAAAACACAGAAUAGGUGUAAGUGCAAAAGAAAUGAUUCUCUUCUUUGGCCUACCCAACGACAACAUAAUGUGCUGUGACCCUUAUUCAGAGGACCUGUAUUUCAUGGCUCCUCCUUUAGAAGACCUCAGCAGUCAGGAUUACAAACGUUCCACCAUGGAGUCCUUAAUCGCUUGUGCCACGCCUGAAAACAACUUGUACCUAGCCUCCCACCUCUCUAAACACUUUUGGCUUUACAACCCUGUGCUCAACAACUGGCAGGAGUUGGCAGAGAGACCACUGGGGAGGAUACACUCUGGGAUGGGCUACCUAAACGGCCACGUGUACCUUCUGGGAGGAAGGAAUCCAGUGACGGAUGCCAGACUGAAGGACGUGGAGUGUUACAGCGUCCAGAGGAACCAGUGGACGUUCGUGGCUCCUCUGCCUCAUUCUUUAGGUAAAAUGCAGGUGGUGGCACUAAAUGACCACUUGUAUGUGGUGAACAAAAGGAGAAUGCUUUGCUAUGAUCCCAAGAGGAACCGCUGGCGCCACUGUGGGUCUCUGAGAAGAGACAAGCUUCACAAGGCCUGCGUCUUUCAGGACCAGAUCAUCUGUGUGUGUGACAUCCCCGUAGUGAAAGCAUACAGCCCCACCAGGGGGGAAUGGAAGAGGUUGGGUGACAUUCCCAUUGACAGCCGUGCUCUAAAUUACCAGGUGAUCCAGCACAACAACAAGCUGCUCCUCCUCACUCAGACUUUACUGCAGCACAACAAAAACAGGGUCCUCAUCCAUGAAUACGACCCAGGCAGGGACACCUGGAAGAACGUCAUGGCAGUGUAUGUGUCCACCCUGGGGCCCGUGUGUGUUUCAACACGCGUGUACCCAGCAUGCCUUGGCUCUGCUCACAGCUUCUCUACAGAGGAGGACGAUGACAGUGGCUCCAGUGCCGACUGGGACUUUGAUGGGUUGACAGACCCAGACUCUGACUCUGGCAGCUCUAGCUCUUUCUCAGAUGAGAACUGGUAGUGAAAUGUGUUACUGUGUCAAAGAAAAGAUUAACUUAUUUAUAAUUUAAUGGAUUUAUACAGGGUUCUGUCUGCCAGGAGUGGACACAGAUCCAGAUUAAAUUAAAUUAAAAUUAAAUUUAGUAUUAAAGCCAUUUAUUUACAGUAGAAAUCCAACAAAAUCUUUACUUAACAUGGACAGUUUUCUUUCAUAUCUCUUCACCAGUCUGGCUAAUGAUUAUUGAGUUGGUUUUAGUGUUUCUUUUCAAUCUUUUUCACCCAGCGAGGGCAAAUACCAAGAGACAAGGGCUUUGUUCUGAAAUUUGUAUCAUGUCCUGCCAGCAUGAAGGACAGUAUGACGUCUGGUAGAGUCUUGUUUACACAACAACUCAAGACAAAUACAUGAUAGAAACAUAACUGUUCUCCUAUGGAGGGGAGGAUCUGCCUUCAUAAUUUAGCACAUUAAUAAUGAAGGGAAUUCCAGAGAUGUAGUAUUACACUUCCAUAAAAUUAGAGGAACAGGCGAGAGACAGAAUAACAAAGAAUAGUCAAAAAUUGAAGCAGCAGAAGCUGAUAUAUCUUGACUUUUCGUCUCUAAGGUCAUGCUUAAAACACACUAAAUCCUGCACUUCCCAUAAUGCAGUGGUUUCCAAACUGAGCCUAUGCAUAAGACCAGAGGAAAAAUUUGGAAUGAAACUAAAGUUUAAUAUACCUUUUCACAGCAGAGACAUUUUAACUUCUCAAACACAGGUGUUACUAAUAAGAUGAUUAAUAGCUGGAACUGAGCCAUUGUUAACGCCAUUACUUCAACCUGUGCUCUUCCUGACAAGUCAAAAUGUCCUCUGUGAAACAGGCCUGUGGAUCUAAUUCAAGAGUGCUCUGAUACUACCAAGCUUAUGAAGAUUCAUGUAGGAAACAAAAUAACAUUUAAAGUACAAGAUUAACAGACUUUUGACAGGGUGGAAACUGGUGACGCUCAUCAAGCAAACACAUCAGUCAAAUCCAAAAUACAAAGACGCCUAUCUUGCUCUUAAGUUCACUGUCAAUAUAGCAGCAGAGCUUUGUGUCCUGUGUAUAACACCUCUGUUAGCCACAUUCUUCCCACUCCUUUUAGUUUUAUAAAGCAGGCUGUCUGUAAGAAAUGUGUACACUCCAAACCAGAGUUAAGAUACCCAGGUGAUGUCACUUGAGAAAUUUCUUUGUACUUGACAAUGCUCCUCCAGAGCAUUAGUUAAAAGUUAGACAUUAGUUAAAACUGUUUGCACAAGCUGAGUUGUACUCCCCAUGAGUAGUAAAUUGACAUGUUGAAUCGGUGGAGGGCCCCUUUAAUGCUCAGUGCUUGUGUCGUGUUAUAUAAAGACAAGUUUGUGACAGAAAUAUUUGCUAAUAACAUUUUAUUUAGUUUGAAUAAAUGAGCACACCUGCUUAUGAUUGGUGUAAAAUCAUGAUUGUGACUUUUGGGACAUCAGGCAACUCAAGUGCCUCAUGUUUAUGACGUCAAACGCAACUGGUCAUUUACAGGGCUUUAAAAUUUGCUGUCCUUUUUAUGUUGUUGAUGCACAUCAAGACGUCUCACACAGCCGGUGUUGUGAAAACUACUGCAUGAAAUGUAGAAGCCAAUGCACUGUUCGCUCACUCAGGUUUAGGCUUCAGCAAAAGCCUGUAUGCCAUAAUUGACUUUUUUGUGAGAUUUAGUCAAAUUAGAUGGUUUUGGUGACAAAUGAUACAUUUUAUGAAAUUUAUUUGAAACUCUUUUACCGAGUGUAUGUGUGUGUUUUCUUAUCUAUGAUUUUUUUUUUAACUUCACAUUUAUGUUACAAUCAGAAUUUUGAAUGAAGUUUCAGUUGGAGGACAUUUUGUCUGCAUGUAAUAAAACUGUUACGAGCAUUCCAUACACUCAGUUACCAGUUCAUUAGCUGUGUUGAAACACAUAGAAGUGUUUCUAAUCUGUCUACCCUCAAAAUAUUAGAAACACAUCUCAGUAUAUAAUGCAAUACCACAAACUACAGCCUCCAAAAUGACCAUUGAGUUGAAUCAACACCUCUGUUAAACAGUUUAAACAAACACUGAACAGUAUAACCAUCAUGAAGGCUUUAUUACAGGGCUGAUGUAUGUUAAUGAGUGUUGGUCUCACUGUUGUCUCUCUGUAUGAUGGAUAGUAGUUAAAGUGUUACAUUAUUAGUUUUGUGAGUGAGAGUGAGAGUGAUUGGCUGUGGUAACACAUGGUCUGGAUUGUAAAGCUGUUUUGUGUCAAAUAAACAUCUGUGUCUGAUGCA
This is a messenger RNA of Siniperca chuatsi (mandarin fish), 4551 nucleotides long. It is a transcript of the gene kbtbd7, whose product is annotated as kelch repeat and BTB (POZ) domain containing 7. Lineage: Eukaryota; Metazoa; Chordata; Actinopteri; Centrarchiformes; Sinipercidae. Bases 426 to 2297 code for a protein of 623 amino acids. Gene Ontology annotation, molecular function: protein binding. The transcript has a single exon. The record is from RefSeq and is a predicted model, not a curated record.